GGUUCAGUACCAAUCCAUUAAUCAAUUAUACAGAACACGCCUCUUCCUAAUCCUUCCCUACCAUCAAUCUCCCAAAGCCUGAAGCGCCAUCUUCAUUUUCCAUCAUUAAUUCUUCUUCAUUAUCAUCAUGAAGCAAAAGAUGGUGAUCAGGCUCUCUGUGCACGACGAGAGGUCUCGAUCCAAGGCAAUGAGGACAGCAGUUGGAGUUGAUGGGGUGGAUUCAGCAAGUCUGCCACUGGACAAGGACCAAAUUGAAGUAACAGGAAAUGAUGUUGAUGUGGUUUUGCUCACAACACUUCUCAGAAAAAACGUCAAGCGUGCUGAAGUCGUCAGUGUGAGCCCUGUCAAAGAGGAGGAGGAGAAGAAGGAGGAGAAGAAGGAGGAGCCUAAAGUUGAGAAGAAGGAGGCGCCUAAAGUUGAGCAAAUCAUCUUCGGAUGUCCUCAGACUUACCCAUGCCAGUGCCCGCCAUAUAUAUGUACGUACCAGUGCUAUGAGCCAAGCCCCAGUUGCUCCAUUCUGUAAUAAUAGAUGAAUGUUAGACCCAAGAGAUCAUACCCUUCAUUCCAACAGUGAUUUAGAUUAAUAAUUUAGUAUGAUGGUACUACAUAUAUGGUUCCCUUCGAUGAAAUAUCGACCAUGGUUUCAUACCAGUUGGCUUCAUAUCGAUCAUGACUUACCCAGUUGCUUCA
This is a messenger RNA of Rosa chinensis, 690 nucleotides long. Its product is annotated as disease resistance protein RGA5. Lineage: Eukaryota; Viridiplantae; Streptophyta; Magnoliopsida; Rosales; Rosaceae. Gene Ontology annotation, molecular function: metal ion binding. Bases 128 to 523 code for a protein of 131 amino acids. The transcript has 3 exons. The record is from RefSeq and is a predicted model, not a curated record.